Molecule: messenger RNA, 2513 nt
Organism: Arabidopsis arenosa
Lineage: Eukaryota; Viridiplantae; Streptophyta; Magnoliopsida; Brassicales; Brassicaceae
Source: the annotation of a GenBank genome assembly
GACAUAUGAAAGUUGGCACACAUGGAGAAACAGAGCAUCAGAAACACUUGUUAUUCUUCUUCUUCUUCUUCUUCUUUAAUGUCAUCUUCUUCUUGGGUUCGUGGUGAGUGUCUCGGAAGAGGUUGCUUCGGUGCAGUUAGUACGGCGAUCAGCAAAACCAACGGUGAAGUUUUUGCCGUGAAAUCCGUGGAUCUCACCACGUGUCUCCCCACUCAAUCAGAGUCUCUCGAAAACGAAAUCUCUGUCCUCUGCUCGCUCAAGCCUCACCCUUACAUCGUGAAGUUUCUCGGCGACGGAGUCUCGAAAGAAGGAACGACGACGUUUAGGAAUCUCUACUUAGAGUAUCUACCAGAAGGUGACGUGGCUAAUUACGCUGUUGGAGGAAUUAACGACGAGACUCUGCUCCAGCGUUACACGGCGUGUCUUGUCUCUGCUCUCCGCCACGUCCACUCUCAUGGAUUCGUUCACUGCGACGUCAAGGCGAGAAACGUCCUAGUCAGCCAAAGCUCCAUGAUCAAGCUAGCCGAUUUCGGGUCGGCGUUCAGAAUCCAUACACCAACAGCACAGAUCACGCCACGUGGAAGCCCGCUUUGGAUGGCUCCGGAGGUGAUCAGACGAGAGUACCAAGGUCCGGAGAGCGACGUCUGGUCUCUCGGCUGCACGAUCAUCGAGAUGUUUACUGGGAAACCCGCUUGGGAAGACCAUGGGAUUAUUGACUCGCUGAGUCGAAUCGGAUUCUCCGACGAGUUACCGGUUUUUCCCUCGAAGCUGUCAGAAAUCGGCCGUGACUUCCUAGAAAAGUGUCUGAAGCGAGACCAUAAUCAGAGGUGGAGUUGCGAUCAGCUUUUGCAGCAUCCAUUUUUGUCUCAGUGUCACAACUCGUCUCCGACUGAGUCAUCUCCGCGUUGCGUACUUGACUGGGUCAACUCCGGGUUUGACUUAGAAGAAGAAGAGGAGGAAGUAGGAAGAUCAGAAUUCGAAGACGCGACGAUGGCAAGAAUUUGUAAUUUGGCGACGACCGGAGGGGCAAUUUGGGAAUCAGAUGGUUGGGUGGAAGUCAGAUGCCACCUUUCGGAAAAGGAAGGGACAAGAAUGGAAUAUUCGGGAUCGACAAGGGUAGUAUCGGAGUAUAACACAUCAUCGGAUCCGUACGAUGACGUGGCCGAUGACUGGGCGAUAAUUGACGUUUAUGUGUCUCCGAAUACACCGCCGGGAAACGGGGGAUCGGCGGCGCUGCUGCUGCCAAAUGAAUUAGUGAUGGUUUUACGUUUAUUAAUGGAAAUUACGGUUUAUACUACAUAUGUCUUUAGCGAAAUUGUUCUCAUAAUUAAUACUAUGGCGACCAACGAACCCGAGCACGAGCACAGAGACGAGGAAGAGGCCGGAGCUAACGAGGAUGAGGACACCGGAGCUCAGGUCGCUCCGAUCGUUAGGCUUGAGGAGGUUGCUGUCACUACCGGCGAGGAAGACGAAGACGCCAUCCUCGAUCUGAAAUCGAAGCUGUAUCGGUUCGAUAAGGAUGCGAAUCAGUGGAAAGAGAGAGGAGCUGGUACUGUGAAGCUCUUAAAGCAUAAGAACACUGGGAAGAUUCGUCUCGUUAUGAGGCAAUCGAAAACUUUGAAGAUCUGUGCUAAUCACUUCGUUAAAUCGGGCAUGAGUGUUCAGGAACACGUUGGGAAUGAAAAGUCAUGUGUGUGGCACGCUCGUGACUUUGCUGAUGGUGAACUAAAAGAUGAGCUUUUCUGUAUCCGAUUUGCUUCAAUUGAGAAUUGCAAAACAUUUAUGCAAAAGUUCAAGGAAGUUGCUGACUCUGAAGAAGAGAAAGAAGAGAGCAAAGAUGCCUCUGACACUGCUGGUCUUCUUGAGAAAUUGACUGUGGAAGAGACAAAAACAGAGGAGAAAACCGAAUCGAAAGCUGUGGAGACGGCAAAGACUGAAGUGAAAGCAGAAGAAAAGAAAGAGAGCGAGGCAGAGAAAUCUGGUGAAGAAAAGAAAAUUGAAGAAACUGGUCCCUCAACUUAAGAAGCAUCAACAUUUACGCUGCCAAAUCCUGGCAAGGUAAUUUAGCCUCUAAAUGUUUUGAUGCAUCAAGAGUCUACCAUUGUCUUGGCACUAUCUAUCUAUACAUGUUUUGUCGAGUCAUAUCAAGUGGUUGGGGGAUCGCUUGGGGUCGGGUUUUGCUGAAUGCUGAGUCGUUAUGGGUCUAUAGUUUUUGAGUCUAAAGCGUCGGGGUGAUAUGAGAGAUUCGGGAGAAAAUAUUUUUUCAAGUUGGUUAUCUGAAAGAGUACAUUGGUUUCAUUGUUUUAAGUUUUCUCAUGGAUCCUUUUUGGAUUGUCUUAUUUUGAGGAUACAGAUGUGUUUGUCCAUGGACAAGAAUCAGAAGUCUCCAUUUUUUUUCUUUUGAAAAUCCGAUGCAUUUGAUUUUUUUAAUCUUCAAGGUCAUUGCCAAUCUACUACUUGUGUAAGUCGAUGCUAGUCUUGAUGAAGAUCCAAAAUAUAUAUUACUUUUUAAU